AUGUACAUGUUGCUUCUGUUACUUCUCCGGCUGUAUGGCUCAUCCAAUGCCCUUGAUAUAAAUGAAGAAAAAGAAGAUGUAUUCGCCAAGACACCUUGUCCUGCUUUCCUUGUUUUUGACAGUGCAGCGUACAUUGUUGGCAUGACCAUAGAACUUCCUUGUAAAUGCAAGCCUGAGGAUGCCUUAUCAGUGGUUUGGUACUACCAAAAAAACCUGGGGCAAAGAAAUAUUAAAGUUUUGACUGAUUUAAAUGGAACCAAGAUUGUAGACAGUGCUGCAGUGACAUUUGACUCCGAUCUGCAGAAUCGUUUUUUGAUUCGACUUUUUAGUCUGUUGCUCUUCCGUACUCUAGAGUCAGACGCUGGCCACUAUAUCUGUGGAACGUCUAAGGGAGAUUUCUUUUAUGGUUAUGAUGUUGACAUUCAAGAAGCAAAAGGCUUGGUAUUGACAGAGAAAGAUUUUGACCAACCUGCGAACACAAAACAACUUCAAAAGACAAGCAAGUACUCCAUCUUUACAAGCUUUUGGAGCUGGAGUGUCUGUGACCGCUGUGAUAUUUCAGGGGAACAAACCAGAGUUGGAAUCUGCUAUAUUGAAAGUGAAUUUCUGUACAGUCGCUACAGGCGAUCCACACCCAACGUUGCAUCAUGUGGCUCAGCUUCUGUGCCAAAUCGCUUCAAGAGGAAGCUGAAGAAACAGAUGGCUGUAGUUUCUGUUCGUAGCUGUCUCACUGCCUGUCCUCCAGAACCGAAGAAGUCAUUCGCAGUGAAGAUGUUUUAUGAGUUUGUGGGCUUGUUUUCUAAAAACAAAGAGAAAACACCCUCAGUGCCGAUACAGUAUCACCUGCAUCAUGUUGGCUAUCCUCUCAUACUGGCUUGCCCAGGAUCUAGGCCACAGCUGGCCGUUGCAUGGGAUAAAGACAAGGAAAGGCUGUACCGCUCUAAAUACAUGAUUGGCCGCAACAAAAGCAUGCGUAUUUUUAUUGAUCAAGGUAACAACUUGAAUAUCCGUUUUGUACAGCUAGAUGACAAAGGGAUAUAUUAUUGUUGGCUGCAGGGAAAGAUGAUUGCCGGAUUCAAGCUCUCUGUAUCUAUACGCACCCGUAUUCAACGUAAACUUUCAGAUUCCGAAUCUAUAUAUGCCAUGCGCAUCCUUCUCAUGAGUUACAUUUUUCUUACGAUUGUCUUUCUUGGCUGCCAGAUCAUAACAUGUUGCUGUGAAGUGUUCAGCUGCAGGAUGAGAAACUAA
Polypterus senegalus (gray bichir) is the source of this 1248-nucleotide messenger RNA. RefSeq names its product Ig-like V-type domain-containing protein FAM187A. Bases 1 to 1248 code for a protein of 415 amino acids. The record is from RefSeq and is a predicted model, not a curated record. NCBI's taxonomy places the organism in Eukaryota, Metazoa, Chordata, Cladistia, Polypteriformes, Polypteridae. The transcript has a single exon.